Messenger RNA from Polyodon spathula (Mississippi paddlefish), 5335 nucleotides. Its product is annotated as activin receptor type-1B-like. Gene Ontology annotation, biological process: nervous system development; cellular response to growth factor stimulus; activin receptor signaling pathway. Gene Ontology annotation, cellular component: activin receptor complex; plasma membrane. The transcript has 9 exons. Gene Ontology annotation, molecular function: activin binding; activin receptor activity, type I; ATP binding. The record is from RefSeq and is a predicted model, not a curated record. The coding region runs from base 85 to 1608 and encodes 507 amino acids. NCBI's taxonomy places the organism in Eukaryota, Metazoa, Chordata, Actinopteri, Acipenseriformes, Polyodontidae.
AAUCGCGUCUCUGCCUGUCUCUGUGUGUUUGUGUUGGAAGUCUGGCUCAGGCUACCUUAUCAACUUCACACUUUGUAUGUAUCAAUGCAGGGCAAUGGGCAUCUUGCAAACAUGGCUAAGAACCGAGCCGCUUUCACGAUCGUGUUGUGGGCUGUGCUGCUCGGGACCUGCGCCGGCCUGAGGUGUAACUGCACGCAAUGCGACAGGACGGGUUUUCAGUGCGAAACGGAUGGGGCGUGCAUGGCCUCCACCUCCUACAUCAACGGGGUGGAGCACCACGUGCGCAUGUGUAUCCCAGCCAGGGAGCUGGAGCCAGCCGGCCAGCCCAUCUACUGCCUCAGCGCCAAGGACCUGCGAAACACCCACUGCUGCUACACUGACUUUUGCAACAAUGUGGACCCGGGCCGGCCCAGCGGCACCCCCAGCGGGUUCGGCUACACGCCCUCCGGCUGGGGCCCGGUGGAGCUGGCUGUGGUGAUCGCCGGCCCCGUGUUCCUGCUCUGCGUGAUCCUCAUCGUGGCAGUCUUCCUGUUCCAGCAUCACCAGCGCAUUUACCACACCCGGCAGCGGCUAGAGGCGGAGGACCCCUCCUGUGACCACCUGUACCUGGCCAAGGACAAGACCCUGCAGGAUCUCAUCUUCGACCUGUCCACCUCGGGCUCAGGCUCUGGCCUCCCCCUGUUUGUGCAGCGCACAGUGGCCCGGACCAUUGUUCUGCAGGAGAUCAUAGGGAAGGGUCGCUUCGGGGAGGUGUGGAGAGGGAAGUGGCGCGGAGGCGAUGUGGCCGUGAAGAUCUUCUCCUCCCGGGAGGAGCGCUCCUGGUUUAGAGAGGCUGAGAUCUACCAGACCAUCAUGCUGCGGCAUGAGAACAUCCUGGGCUUCAUCGCCGCUGACAACAAGGACAACGGAACCUGGACUCAGCUGUGGCUGGUUUCAGACUACCACGAGUACGGCUCCCUCUUUGACUACCUGAACCGCUACUCUGUGACCAUCGAGGGCAUGAUCAAGCUGGCCCUGUCGGCAGCCAGCGGCCUGGCUCACCUGCACAUGGAGAUCGUCGGCACGCAAGGUAAACCUGGUAUUGCACACAGAGACCUGAAGUCCAAGAACAUCCUGGUGAAGAAGAACGGCAUGUGUGCCAUCGCGGACCUGGGGCUGGCGGUGCGGCACGACUCUGUGACCGACACCAUCGACAUCGCACCCAACCAGCGUGUUGGCACCAAGAGGUACAUGGCCCCUGAGGUUCUGGACGAGACAAUCAACAUGAAGCACUUCGACUCAUUCAAGUGUGCGGAUAUCUACGCUCUGGGCCUGGUCUACUGGGAGAUCGCCCGCCGGUGCAGUGCGGGAGGAAUCCAUGAAGAGUACCAGCUCCCCUACUACGAACUGGUGCCUUCCGACCCCUCCAUUGAAGAGAUGCGCAAGGUGGUUUGUGACCAGAAACUGCGGCCCACCAUUCCCAACUGGUGGCAGAGUUACGAGGCUCUGAAGGUGAUGGGGAAGAUCAUGAGGGAGUGCUGGUACUCGAAUGGGGCUGCCAGACUCACAGCUCUGCGGAUCAAGAAGACGCUCUCCCACCUCAGCAUUCUGGAAGACGUCAAGAUCUGAAUGACCAACGAAAACCAGACAGAAAAAUCACCUAGACAAAAAAAAUAACAGCACGACGAAACAAAAAUAAAACCUGCCAGUCAAGCCACAAGAGACAAAGGCUACCUCCCCUUUUCAAGCCAAAACUACUGAUAUUUUUAAAACAUUUCCCCCUCCCCCCUCCCCCCUCUGUUCCUUCUGGCCCAAGGACUGGGUAAGCCGUACUCAAACUAGUGGUUCUGUUGGCAGUUUAAAAGUGUUCAGUUUUGUGACGCAGAUCUUUCAGACAACCUGACUAAUGUGCAAUGCAUUGUUCCCACUAAACACCUGUGUGUGUGUGUGUGUGUGUAAAUGAUGUGAACGAGGACAAGGAUGCGAUAUCUCAUUAUUUUUUAAAUAAUAUUUAAGGCUGUUGAGCCAUGCUGUAACUAGAGCUAAUGUGAAAUCUGUGAAUUGAGGUUGAGAGAGCAAGGGACGGAGGACUGUUUAUAGCAAGCAUUAACAAACACAAUGUUACUGUCAUCUCUUUCUUUCAAACCCGCCGCUGUCAUAUUUCAGUAAAUGUGCUUUUAUAAGAACCCUCCGUCCCUGUUGGGGGUGUUUUUGUUUUGUUUUGUUUUAUUUUUGUUUGCCUGCAUUUUGAAGGCUUUCAAUUAGAUUUUUGGGGAACUAUAAAAACGAAUCUGGCAACUAUUUUUUUUUAAACCAGUUUUGCGUAGACGAUUAAACUGUCCUGAUUGCAGGUGCUGCUUCUUUUAAAUCCAGAGUAACAAUGACCUGCGUUUGGGUUUAAGGCAUGGACUCCCUGAACCCUGGUAGAAUGAGGGCGCUGCUGCGAGGUGACCUGCUGGGCUUUUCACUGGUCAAUCCCACUUCGGUGGCUACAUGCGUCUGCUUUCUUCUUGUUGUUAAUGGAAUAUCUUGAAAUUGCAGUUUGCAAGGAUCUUAAAGGGAAAUGUGUUUUUUUAAGUUAUUUUUUGGUUUGCACACCUUUUAAUUUGCAGAGGGCAGCAGUACUGGUAAGAAAUCAUUUUGCGAUUCUCGAUGCCUCCCUUUCCUCUGCUCUGAAUACACUUGAAUUGUCUCUGAAUUAACAGAGAGAACUCGGUCUGAUUGUUUAAAAGGGAAGACUGCAUCUUAAAGGUGGUUAAUGGAGACAAAUUGAACUCAAACUGCAAAACAAAUCAUCCAACAAGCCAUAACCUUUGAGCAGAUUUCAGUCAAUCGUAGAGCGAAGGGCAUGUUUUUAAUGUGUUAUUUUUGUAAUAUUGUGAGUUGUAAUAUAUGAAUACCUCGACUCCUUUAUAGCCGAGUUACACAAAUGCACAUAUGCAUGUACACUGGAUUGUCUCUUUGUUUCUUUGUACUAUUCUGUACAUUUGAUGGCUGUAUGAUUAAUAGUGAUUUUUACAGUUAAAUUGGGUUUCUUAAUCUGAUUUCUUCAUCUUGACUGCAAAAGAGAAAACAGAGACAAUUUCUAGAUGAAAUCAUUACUGACAGCAACUUUUUGAAAUCAUUGGUUCUGGAACCUUGUGGAAAGUGCAUUUUGAAAUGGCUCUCGUGUGUGUGUUUUUUAAAAUGUAUCGACACUGGUGUUCUGUUUGUUAGCAGGAAAUGCCAACCUGCACUACUAAUGUAAACGCUGUAUAUACUGUGGUUUCAGUUUGAGCAGGGCUGCUGGCGAUCACUUGAUGUGGUCACAGAUAUCUAGGGAGUGUCACACAGGCUCAUCUGCUUUGCACUUUGAAUCACAGGUGCUGUUGGAGAAUCAUUUGCAUUGCAGAUUGUCUGAAGGCUACUAAUCUGCAUUCUUUCAGGCUGUGUUCGGCUGCAGGUAUUCACGCACCGAUAGCGGUGAUCCUCAAAGCUUUUGGCCACGGGGUGUAUCUGUGUGUUUGGCAGGAGGUCAGGAUUUUUCUGUGAUGUUUAACUGCUAACUCCAAAAUGGGAAAUUAAUUCAAAUGGCAUUCAAAUGCAGAUUUCUCAAAUUGAAAAGGCAGAGCCAGCAACAGAGCACAGAGUUAGUUAGACUAUAAUCAGAGCUGGGGGGCAAUUCCUGUUUUUCAAUUCAAAAUCGAUUCCCAAUUUCAAUUCUCAUUCCCUUUCAAUCAAUUCCAGCAUGCCACUGAUCAAAAUUGCAAUUGGCAGCAUUCUGUUAAUGAGCUUCUUGCAGAGAGUGGCAACAAAUCACUUUAAUUGACGUCGCUGUUUGUUAAAAUUGGGUUCAACUGAAAGCAGGUGAACAAUCGUAGGAAUUCUGUCCUAAAAUAUCAAUUCCACUUCCUUCAAUGGAAUUGGAAUUGGGGAACAGAUUUUAAAAAGGAAUUGAAAAACGGACAUAGACCCAAUCCUGAUUGCAAUGGCUUCAGUCUCCCUCCCAAUUAGGUGUCCCUAUGCUGGGGCCUGUCACAGGGACAGCAUUGAGGACCACACACCUGAGGGAAGGUUGCUACCUAACAAGCUGUCUGCACUGCAUGCUACCCCAAACUAAGCCUGUGGCCAGGUGUCUUCUGACCCUGUACAUAAAAGCAUUGUCAGGUUCAUUUUAGCACGAUUUCUGGAAAGGUCUUUAUGAUUUUUUGCCAGCUGUUCAGUUGACCAGAUUCACAGCUUGCAUUGUCUCAAGUAUUGGCAUGUAACUUCCCCACUGUGUGCUCUCUAAAUGUAAAGGAAUCUUUAUCUGGUAUUCAUGCUAAUAUGAGUCCUGUCGCUCUAUCAGAGCACUGUAUUUAGAGUGGGACUCUUUGUAAAUGUGUAGCGUUUUUUAAAUUACCUGUCCACUUUCUUUACUUGCCAAAAGAAGUACAUCGAUGUAGUGUUAUUCAGGUCCACGAGGUGGCACUGUAUUGCUCGUUCUUUAUUUGUUUUUAGCAUUUUGAUUUGAAGCACGCCAUGCUGUAUAUGGAGGGAUAUUGGGAGUUGUUCGAUUGGGAUUUUGAUUUGGUGCACAUAGCCCUCUUGUCGCAAAAUGUUGCAAUUGCAUUUCAGUAAACUGUCCAUCUCGGAGAAUGUAUCAUAGAUACAGUAGUGACUCCAGACCUCAAACGUGCGCUGUUAUUUGGGUUCUGAAUAUUCAUGUUCAGCCACAGUGGCAGGGUUAAGGGCUGUGUUUUGCAGAGUGAUUAUUUUAAACGUAUUUAUUAUUUAUUAUUUUAAUUCUACACCAGUUUAAGGACAGGAAGGUUUAUGUCGCAAAUUCAAUCUUAAAUAGUUUUGGUCUUUAUGGGUCAAACAGUAAUUAAAACACGACAAAUGAAGCUGACAAUGCCACGAUUUAACCCUUCUAAUAUGAUCGCCAGUAGUUUGUUAUGGUUGUGUCUAUUAUUCUAAAGUGCUACUGUGUAACUGUGUUCAAUCAGACCUCCUCAGAACUGCAGUUCGUUAAUCUGGUACUGUACAAACUUCAGAGGGGCGUCUAUUCAGCGUGACAGCGAGGCAGGGACAAGAGGAAUCGCAUGGAGCUAGGUCCUUCGGGAUGCUUGCAGUCAGUGUUUAUCUAAACGGUGUAUGCACUGAUACAGAGCAGUCCUGUUCCCUACCCUUCACGCGGUGGUUUCAGGUCUCAGUCGCCCUCCUCCACGUCACGACAGGCAGUCCUAUUCCCUGCCCUUUGCGGGGUGGUUUCAGGUCUCAGCCGCCCUCCACCAUGUCACGACAGGCAAUGUCGAUCAACGGGUUUGACCUCCUCCUGUAUGCAAACAUGUAAACACUGUUGUAAAAUAUUAAAUCUUUUUUUUGGUGAUGCUAA